Molecule: messenger RNA, 982 nt
Organism: Sus scrofa (pig)
Lineage: Eukaryota; Metazoa; Chordata; Mammalia; Artiodactyla; Suidae
Source: RefSeq, a predicted model, not a curated record
UGUUCUAAAACUCACUAAAUAUUUCUUCAGGUGUGUGAAGUCUAUAAACUUCAUAGAGAGACAUUUUACUUGGCACAGGAUUUCUUUGAUCGGUAUAUGGCAACACAACAAAAUGUUGUAAAAACGCUUUUACAGCUUAUUGGGAUUUCAUCUUUAUUUAUUGCUGCCAAACUUGAGGAAAUCUACCCUCCAAAGUUGCACCAGUUUGCUUAUGUUACAGAUGGGGCUUGUUCAGGAGAUGAAAUUCUUACCAUGGAAUUAAUCAUUAUGAAGGCCCUUAAGUGGCAUCUCAGUCCCCUGACCAUUGUGUCCUGGCUGAAUGUAUACAUGCAGGUUGCAUAUCUAAAUGAUUUUUAUGAAGUGCUCCUGCCACAGUAUCCCCAGCAAAUCUUCAUACAGAUCGCAGAGCUCCUAGAUCUCUGUGUCCUGGAUGUUGGCUGCUUAGAAUUUCCCUAUGGUGUACUUGCUGCUUCUGCCUUGUAUCAUUUCUCUUCAUCCGAGUUGAUGCAGAAGGUUUCAGGGUAUCAGUGGUGUGAUAUAGAGAAGUGUGUCAAGUGGAUGGUUCCAUUUGCCAUGGUUAUAAGGGAGACAGGAAGCUCAAAACUUAAGCACUUCAGAGGGGUUCCUGCUGAAGAUGCCCAUAACAUCCAGACCCAUAUAAACAGCUUGGAUUUGCUGGACAAAGCCCAAGCAAAGAAAGCCAUAUUGUCUGAAGAAAAUAGGAUUUCUCCUCUCCCCACUGGAGUCCUCACCCCGCCACCGAGCAGUAAGAAGCAGAGCAGUGGGCAGGGAACAGCAUGACCACACCGGCAUCCUCCACCAAAGACAGCUGUGCGGAAGUGCCUGCUCCAGGUUCUCUCCUGUCGGCUGCAGCAGAGGCCUGCAUUAGCUUUUACAGAUAUUUAAAUGGAGGAGCACGGCUCUUCCACCAUAGGAGGUUUUCUGCGGAUAGCAUUGGACAGGGAGAAGUGUUUUUUAUUGA